GAGAGACUGCGGCGCACGCGCACUCGCUGUGGCGCGCAACCGGGCCUCCCUUUUCCCGGCUUCCUCCGCGUGAGGAGAGGCGCGAGGCCCAUGCGUGGUGUGUUUGAAGCCCUUGGCCCUCGGUCUCUGCGCGUCCUUGAAGGUGACGACGCCAGCCCGUAUUUCUCCCUGCCUUCGGUGCGUCAGGCGGUCGGUUGGGAUCCACUGCUACCUUCGGUUUACUCUGCAAUACAGUGGAUACAAUUUGUUAUGGCUACUUUGAGUGUUAUAGGUUCAAGUUCACUUACUGCCUAUGCUGUAUUCCAGAAUAUACAGAAAUCUCCAGAGAUGAGGCCACUCUUUUAUCUGAGCUUCUCUGACCUUCUGCUGGGGAUAUGCUGGCUCAUUGAAGCACUUCUGUAUGGAACUUCAGCAGCCAAUAAAGACAUUGUCUGCUAUAACCUGCAAGCAGUUGGACAGAUAUUCUACAUUUCCUCAUUUCUCUAUACCGUCAAUUACAUCUGGUAUCUGUACAAAGAACUAAGGAUGAAACACUCCCAGAGUGGACACAGCACAUUUUCCCUGGUUAUCGAUAAUACUUGCCAAGCUGGUCAAAUAGCCAUCAUUUUGUCGAGCCUGAUACCUCUACUAUUGAUAACACCUGUAUUCUGUCUGGGCAAUGCCAGUGAAUGUUUCUACAACUUCAGCCAGAGCCAUAGGUGUAUCCUGAUGUACUCAUCACCAUCAGCCAUGGCUGAACUGCCUUCUGCCAACACAUCAGUCUGUAGCACACUUUAUUUUUAUAGGCUCACCAUUUUCCUGGCCAGCUUUGUACUCAGCCUCUUCACCAUUGUGGUCUUACUCAUCCAAGCCCAGACACUGUAUAAGAAGUUUGUGAAAUCAACUGGCUUUCUGGGAAGUGAACAGUGGGCAGUGAUUCAUAUUGUGGAGCAGCGAGUGCGCAUCUACCCAGUGGCCUUCUUUUGCUGCUGGGGCCCAGCUGUCAUUUUGGUGAUCAUAAAGCUGAUCAAACCACAGGACACCAAGCUUCAUAUGGCCCUCUAUGUUCUUCAGGCUCUAACAACAUCAUCCCAGGGCCUGCUCAACUCCGGGUUGUAUGGAUGGACACAGUACAAGUUCUUUCAACUAAAGCAAGAGACUCGACGUGAUGCAGACACCCAGACACCAUUAUUAUGCUCACAGAAGAGAUUCUAUAGCAGGGGCCUAGAUCCAUUGGAGUCUACCUUUGCUUUUGCUUCCAGCACCUCCACUACUCUUUGAAACUAUAAUACCGGAAUACAGGAACGAGUGAUUCCACACUAAGAGAUUGGGGAAAGUGCUGGGGAACAUCUUUAGUCUUUUGUAACCAUGCCUUAAACUAUGGAAAUGAAAGGAAAUAUAGUGUCGUGGUUAGUAGCCAUUCUAGGUGAAUUGGGCAGGAUCUUUUCAUUAUUUUCAGAUUCACUGGUGAUUUUCAUUAUUUUUAGAUUCACUGGUGAUUUGUUCAAGGAGAUGAAGCCACUUUCCAUCUAAGAGAUGGUCUCAUUACCUCAAUGAAUAUUAGAUUUGUCUAAGUCUUUUCUAGAAAAAAAAUAAUUCCAGUUUAUUAUUUAUACAUGCCAUUUCCAGGCUUUCUACUCUAUGGUUGCAGGUGAAGUAGGGUGGCAUGCAACAGUUUGCUCAGAUCUCGUCAUUGCUAUUACUAUCUCUGAGGUUGGACAAAGAAAGUUCUGGGUUUCUGUUCUUUGAAGAGGUUUGGAAACUCAGAAUAAGCAAGGACAACAACUAUCAAAAAAGUGACAGUGGGAUCCUCAGAUAUACCACAUUCUAGUCUCAUGGCAUUUGCAGGCCACAUGGUCAUGCUUCAUUCUCAAGAUGCGGCCAAGCUCAUGAGCCAUGAGAACUGCAUAAUGCAGCAUAUCUUCAUGAGAGAAAGAUUCAAGACUGAUUGCAUUCUAAGCAGUGCAGAUAUCACUGAGAAAUGCAUAGCCCUGGUACUUCCCAAGACUUUGGCCAUUAAGCAUAUGAGCAACAUCAUGUUUCAUCCUUCUCAAAAGAUGCCAGUCUCUCCAGGAGUCAAAAUUUAGAAGUAUUUCCUGCUUAGUCAGGAAGAUUUUCAGUAGGUUUCUCUCUGUCCAUAUGUGUAAUCUGAUAAAUACUGCUUUCACAUUUAACUCCUUCAUGUGCCUAUUGACCAGGGCAUGGGAAUCUGUUAUAAUCUGUGUUGUCUUAGUGACACUGUUAUUUGGAAUCGCUUAUUGUCAACGACAAUAACUAUUUCUACAUACUUGAGAAGUGUCCACAUAUAGGGCAUAGUAACUAAGGAGGGUUCUGUUCUGCUCUGAAGUUGUGAAGUGGUUAAGAGCUCAUCAUUUUUAUCUCCCCUGACUGCGUAAGACUCACCUGAUUUUAAAGAUAGGCUAUAAAUCACAUGUUCAAAUACGCUUGAUGUGAAAGAGUGCCAUGUAAAGUCAGGAUUCUCAUUAACCCUGAGCAAAUGCUGAUAGUCACAAGAGAAUCCAGGUCACCCUCUGAAUACCCAGUCAUCCUGAAUUAAGGCAUAUCCAGCCCAGGUUCCCGUUUUGAAGUGUGUAUAUAGGGAAGUUCUUGACAAAUAAUCCUUUUUUGCUUCAAAUUAAUAAUAUGCCAUUUUCCUUGUAUGAGCAGGUUAUAGGCCACAUUUUCUGCUUUUUCUUUCAGUUCUCUGAGUAUCAUUAGGUUCCUAGGGGUGACUAUCUCCUAAUAAAGGCGCAUCCCUUGAAGCAUAGUGACUCCCAGCAGUAAGAUGACAUGUAGCUUAGUAUGGGAAGGGCCCAUUCUCAAGCAUCUCACCUGGGGAGUUAUGGAAGAAAAAUCACUUAAAAUCUUAUCCAUGACCAUUUGAUUUCAUAGAAGAAAGGUCAGGGAGGGAGGCAAAGUAACUAACUGGGAUUGUCAUUGUCAUGGCCCAAGUGAAAUAGCUAGUGAUCCCAGACCUCUGUCUCUCAUUUGCCUUCCCUGGGACCCAGAUCACUCUAUGACACAGUCGUUUAGCCAAACGUCAAAGCUGUGCUGCAUGCCAGAAGGACAGUUGCUCCCACCUGAGUAUUAUAUGAUGACACCUGCCUUUUAGCUGCCUCUCUUCCUAUUCCUGUUGUGCUCUCUUUCUUUAGGAAUGUCCUUACUUUGCUAUCUCCCUCUAAAAACAAAAGUUUUAGUGUUCCUUAGCUGUGCUCCCCUGCUAUCUUUAUAGAGGGGGUAUACCAAGGAAAGGAAACUUUCAGAGGUCCAGCCAGUACUCUGAACCAGAAUUGAGCCCCGAGAAAAGAAAAAAAUGCAUAACUACCUUCCCUCAGUCCCUGUUCCCAUGGAACAGCCUUCUCUGUCAUCUUUCAUUGUUUUGAGUCAUUGAAGCUAACGGUUCCAGAGCAGAGGUUUGUGGAUCUCUGGGUAGGUCACAUGCCUCUGCUGUCCAAUGCCUUUUGCACCAUUUCCUACUCUGUACCAUACAACCCAUUUCAAACCUCCAGUCCUUUUCCUUGUUCCCCCAUUGUUCAAAGUAUGUUUAUUUAUUUGUUCAGUCCUGGAAUACAUAUAAAUUAUUUUUAUAAUAACUAACCCUGCCUCUGUAAAAAGCAAAUAUAUGAACUAGAGAACAAUGUUUGUGUUCAGUUAUUUUUGUCUUUAGUCUUGCAGUAUGAGAUCAAAAUAAUGUUCUUCAAAAUAAUUUAAGUUAGUAUUUUUCCAUCUAGACCAGUAUAUUCAGUGUGGUUAUAUUACUCAUUUUUUUUAUAGUUAGACCCUAUAUUACUACUUGUAUUUCCUUUUGGCUUGUAAAAUGUUACCAUGAUUCUAAAAGUCAGUUCUAUACCAAAAAAAUGUACUCCAAGUACACGUCCUUGAGCCUUUAACCUGUCCCCGUGUCCUCAUUCUUGCCGUUCAGAUUGUACUCGCCAAUCUCAAUAGUAGUUGGUUUUUCUGUAUUUCUUACUGCAAAUUAGUAGAUACAUGUAUAUUUCUUUUAUCCCUUCUUAUGUAAAUAUAGCAUGACAUUUUACACUUUCCUUUUUAAACUUAAAUAUACAUCUUAUAAAUCACUCCAUAUAAGUUUAUAAAGAUCUGUCUUAUUCUUUUUUACAGCUGCAUAGUACUCCAUUUUGUGGAUUUACCUAAAUUUAUUCGGUCAGUCUCCUGUGUAUGUGCUUUUAGUUGUUUACAUUAUUUUGAAAUUACACACAUGCAUCAACAAAUAAUCUUGCAUAUAUGUAUUUUUUGGAGGCAAAUUUCUAGAAAUGGGAAGGCAUGCUAACUGCAUAUGUAGCUUUGUUUGAUAUUACCAAAUUCCCCUUCGGAAGGGUUUGGCCAGUUUGCAUUCCGACUAGCAAUGUAUUGGAGUGCCUGUUCCUCCACAGUCUAAGCCACAGGAUAUGUUGCCAUGCCACACAUUUUAAUUUUCACCAAACUGGUAGGUGAAAAUGGCAUCUCAGUGUUGCAUAAUUUGUAUUUUUCUAAUUCUGAAUAAAUUUGAACAUAUUUUAAUAUGUU
Miniopterus natalensis is the source of this 4503-nucleotide messenger RNA. It is a transcript of the gene TMEM116, whose product is annotated as transmembrane protein 116. Gene Ontology annotation, molecular function: G protein-coupled receptor activity. Gene Ontology annotation, cellular component: plasma membrane. Lineage: Eukaryota; Metazoa; Chordata; Mammalia; Chiroptera; Miniopteridae. Gene Ontology annotation, biological process: adenylate cyclase-activating G protein-coupled receptor signaling pathway. The record is from RefSeq and is a predicted model, not a curated record.